AUGUCAGAACCGGCGGAAGUAGAAAUUCGGCGCCUAGAGCUGCAGUUUGAGCUGCAGAAGAUGCAGCUUCAACUGCAGGUUAUGCAGCUCGAAUCGCAGGAACGAAUUGCCCUGCGGCGCGCGGAGUUGGAGAUAGCGGGUGGCAGGCGGACUCCUUCGAGAUCAGACGCGGGGGAGCGACUGCGCUCGGGCUUAGACCCUAUCGUCCAGUGCGGGAAAGUCCUCAAGGGACUCAAGCUUCCGUGCGAUGCGGACGUACCACUGUGGUUUGAUGAGGUGGAGAGAGUGUUCACUGCGUACGACAUACCGCCGGAAAGUCGCGUUCAUUUGGUAAUGCCAGCGCUUAUGGAGCGGGUCAGGUACUUGCUUCGCGGACUCAGCGAGGACGAGUGCGGCGAUUACGACGCGGUUAAGGCGGCCGUCCUCAAUGAACUCAAGCUUACUCCUCCCGAGUAUCUCGAUCGAUUCGAGACGGCCGCAAAACGAAAAGACGAAACAUGGGCGCAAUUUGCAUCACGUGUCGAGACAUACUUCGACUAUUAUUUGCGCUCGAGAGAGGCGACAACAAAAGACGAGGUUGUACAGCUGGUCGUCGCCGACCGUAUGAAGGCUAGCCUGAGUCCGGAAGGUCUAGAAUAUGUACGUCUACGCGAAGGCGAAUCUUGGCUGAGGCCGGCUCAGAUCUCGCGCGUGUUACAGACUUUCGAGCAGGCGAAAGGCAAAGGCCGUGCAACACGGCAACAAAUGCCACCAGCACAGCAGGAGAGGGAGACACCCGUAGCCGCACCGCCCGCAUCAGAUGAGGAGGCAGCAGAAGCCGCCGAUGGCGCGGACACCGACGAGGUUCCGAGCCAGCGAACCAAACUCCGAACCGCCCAGCUGGCGGACGAAAGUUUGAAGAAAGCGUGGGCAGACGCGACGGCAGGGAAGGCAGGCAUGUUUGUCUCAGACGGCCUUCUGUAUCACUGGGACUCAAUUGCUGGCAGCAAAGUGAAGCAGCUCGUGUUGCCCGCUAGCAUGCGUCAGGAGGUGCUGCUGCUGGCACAUGAGUCCCUGUGGGGCGGACAUCUGGGACCAAAGAAAACGAAGCUGAGAAUAAAAUAUAGCUUCUUCUGGCCUGGUCUAGAGGAGGCUGUUAAGAGACACUGCAGGACGUGCCAUGGCUGUCAGGUUCGUUCGGAUAGGCGCCUGAAAGACAGGGUACCUAUCACGCCGCUCACAAGACCAGAUGACCCCUUCCAGGUGUUCAACCAGAAGACACCCGUUUUUUGCGAAACAGGACUGACAAGCGGAACCAAAGAAGUUGCGGUUCGUCACUCUACCGAGGCAGCUCCAGAAAACUGGAGUUGUGGCUCCAAGUUCUUCUCGGACGAGAUGAAAGGAUCAGAGCCUGCAUGA
Molecule: messenger RNA, 1398 nt
Organism: Dermacentor silvarum
Lineage: Eukaryota; Metazoa; Arthropoda; Arachnida; Ixodida; Ixodidae
Exons: 3
Coding region: 1-1398 (465 amino acids)
Source: RefSeq, a predicted model, not a curated record